Messenger RNA from Microsporum canis CBS 113480, 870 nucleotides. RefSeq names its product retinol dehydrogenase 8. The transcript has 2 exons. The record is from RefSeq and is a predicted model, not a curated record. The coding region runs from base 1 to 870 and encodes 289 amino acids. Lineage: Eukaryota; Fungi; Ascomycota; Eurotiomycetes; Onygenales; Arthrodermataceae.
AUGGCUCCUCGUGUGUGGUUUAUCACCGGCUGCUCCUCCGGGUUUGGGUGGGAGUUAACCCUCGAAGCCUUGAGACGAGGCGAUAAAGUGAUUGCGACCGCUCGGAAGAUUGAAAAGAUUGGGAAGCUGAAGGAAGCUGGUGCUGAUAUAUUUGGACUUGAUGUCACAAGUAGUCUUGACGAUAUCAGGCGACUAGUCUGGGAGGCAUACAACAUCCAUGGACGCAUCGACAUUCUCGUCAACAACGCUGGAUACAUCCAACAAGGUGCCCUGGAGGAAGUAAGCCCUGAGGAAACCUACGCCCUCUUUAAUACAAAUGUAUUUGGCCCGUUGAACGUUAUUCGGGCUGUCCUGCCUUAUAUGCGCUCGCAACACUCCGGUGUCAUUGCCAAUACAUCUAGUGCCGGCUCUUGGACAAACACUGUCGGAGGAGGCCUGUACUCCGCGACAAAAACGGCCCUUUCAGGCGCCACAGAGACCCUCCGUGUGGAACUAGAACCGUUCGGAAUCUCUGUUACCUCUCUCGAGCCUGGUGACUUCCGGUCGAAUCUACUGGCUGCAGGUCAUCGAUUCGCUGCACUACAUCCGAUCCCAGACUACGAUAACACCCCCACCAGAGCCGCAAUCGAAGAAAGCAAUAACCAAGAUCACAAACAACCUGGAGAUCUAGUGAAGGGUAGCAAAAUUAUUGUCGAUAUUCUUACGCAGACCGGUUGUGCCGCGGGCCGGCGGAUCCCUGUUCGAGUCGCUCUGGGCGCAGAGGCCUGCCAGCUGAUGAGGAAUAAGUGCAACGACACUUUGGCUCUUCUGGACGAGUGGAAAGACGUCGUUAGCAACACUAACCAUGACGACGUCCUGCCGACGCCAUGA